Messenger RNA from Xenia sp. Carnegie-2017, 1134 nucleotides. Its product is annotated as probable transcriptional regulatory protein Cthe_2075. The record is from RefSeq and is a predicted model, not a curated record. Bases 72 to 929 code for a protein of 285 amino acids. The transcript is spliced from 7 exons. Lineage: Eukaryota; Metazoa; Cnidaria; Anthozoa; Malacalcyonacea; Xeniidae. Gene Ontology annotation, cellular component: mitochondrion.
CUCUUUCAUAAUUGUCUACAGACUCUUCGUGUUAUGAAAAUUAUUAUUUGUCAUUGACUACAUCUUUAAAAAUGACGGCGAUUUCUCGUCGAUUUCAAAUAUCCCCUUCGUUGAUCAUAGCAGUAAGAACGCGAACUAUGGCAGGACAUAGUAAAUGGUCAAAUAUCAAAUUCAAAAAAAUGCAUAGAGACAUUGCAAGAGCCAAGAUUCUUGGUCGACUUCAUAAAGAAAUAGUUACAGCUGUGCGAGAAAAUGGUCCGUGUCCAAAUCUAAAUUCAAAAUUAGAACAUAUAAUUGAAAGAGCAAAAGCUGCCAAUAUGACUAAGGAUAAGAUAGAAUCAGCUAUCAAGUCUGGUGUGAAGAACACAGAUAAAUCAUGCCACAGUUUGUUGAUUGAAGGACAUGGACCAGGUGGAUGUGGAAUUUUAGUUGAUACAUUAACUUCAAACAACAGCCUUACCAGAAAUGAAAUAAGAACAUUGUUUAUGAAAAAUGGGGGUCAUGUUGGUGAUGAUGGCUCUGUGUCAUUCAUGUAUGAACACAAAGGGAUAGUCUGCAUAGAAAAUAGAUGGUCAUCUUCCGAUAAUGUAGACGAUUUACAUGAAACUUCAAGUAAGGCUGAAGAAUUAGCCAUUGAUGUUGGUGCAGAAGAUUUUCAUUUUGCAACAAAUGCGGACGAUUUGAAGCUCAUACAGUUCGUAUGUGCAUCGAGUGAUCUCAUUCAAGUUUCAAAUAGAUUAACGAAGGAAAAAAACUAUACGCUUGUGUCGGCCAAUUUAGAGUAUUUACCUCGAACUCUUAUAAAACUAAAUGAUCAAAACCUUGUUAAGGUAAGUAAAUUACUUGAGAAAAUUCACGAACACGAAGACGUCAUCAAAAUAUACGACAAUAUCCAAGAUUACGAGAGCGAAACACUGAAAGAACUCUGAUUUUUUAUGAAAGCCAGGUUUGUUGAGAAAUAUCGCAGCAAUUUUCUUGCGGAUGUGGCUUAUGACAAUUUUCAAUUCAUUUAGCCACGUAAUGUUGUAUAUAUAUGUGUUUGGUAUAGCAAUAUAGCAAUGCAACAAUAUAGCAAUGCAAAAUAACGUAGGACGCUCAUUGCUUUAUACUUGUUAAUACAAUAAUAGAUGAGAA